This is a messenger RNA of Impatiens glandulifera, 2199 nucleotides long. RefSeq names its product TOM1-like protein 6. Gene Ontology annotation, molecular function: phosphatidylinositol binding; ubiquitin binding. The record is from RefSeq and is a predicted model, not a curated record. The coding region runs from base 89 to 1882 and encodes 597 amino acids. The transcript has 10 exons. Lineage: Eukaryota; Viridiplantae; Streptophyta; Magnoliopsida; Ericales; Balsaminaceae. Gene Ontology annotation, biological process: protein transport to vacuole involved in ubiquitin-dependent protein catabolic process via the multivesicular body sorting pathway.
GAAACAAAGGAUCGAAAGAAAGACGCACAUUCUACCGAACGAUUUCUGAGAACGAAGAAGAAGAAGAAUCGGAUAAGGAAAGAGAAACAUGUUGCCGUCGUCAUCCUCAUCUUCAUCGGCUACUGUUCGGGUCGAUAAGGCCACCAGCGACCUCUUAAUCGGACCUGAUUGGACUAUGAAUAUGGAGAUUUGCGACUCCAUCAAUUCUAACCAUUGGGAUGCUAAAGAUGUUGUAAAAGCUGUGAAGAAAAGGCUGCUGCACAAGAAUCCUAAAGUUCAGCUGUUUGCCUUGACGCUGUUGGAGACGAUGGUAAAGAAUUGCGGUGAUUAUGUGCAUUUUCAAAUUGCUGACAGAAAUCUACUACAAGAAAUGGUUAAGAUUGUUAAAAAAAGGACAGAUCUGCAUGUAAGGGAUAAGAUUUUGGUUCUUCUUGAUUCUUGGCAAGAAGCUUUCGGUGGCCCUGGAGGGAAGUAUCCUCAGUAUUAUUGGUCAUAUGAAGAACUCAGACGAUCUGGAGUGACAUUUCCAAAGCGUUCACCAGACGCAGCUCCAAUAUUUACACCACCAGUUGGUCACCAGAGGCAUACCCAAGUAAGUCAUGGAAUGCCGAGUAAUUUCUCAACAAGGCUUGAUGAAGCUAUGGCAGCUGAUGUGGAACACUUGAGUUUAAUUGGCUUAACUUCUAUGCGGAAUGUUCUCGAACUCUUGGCCGACAUGCUGCAAGCAGUGAACCCAACUGACCGAGCAGCUGUAAGAGAUGAAGUAAUAGUUGAUCUUGUUGCUCAAUGUCGUUCUAACCAGAAGAAGUUGAUGCAAAUGUUAACCACAACAGGGGAUGAAGAACUUCUUAGCCAGGGCCUUGAAUUGAAUGAUAGCUUGCAGACAAUACUGGCAAAACACGAUGCUAUAGCUUCUGGUUCUCCUUUGCCUACUCAAUCAAUCCAGACUUUGAGUCCAAAACCAGUUAAUACACAGAAUUCCAUUCCCAUCAGAAAUGAAGUUGGAGAACCUAGCCAAGCAUCUCAGUCAAAUGCCUCUACAUCUCAUGUAACUGUGAGUGGGAGCAAUCUUGAAGAAGAAGAAGACGAGGAAGAUGAUUUUGCACAGCUUGCUCGAAGGCACUCAAAGACACCGAAGGAAACAAUUAGUGGAAAUAGUUCGUCAACAUUACCUGAAAACUCAAUCCCUGUUCCAAACAAUGCAUUAGCCGUAAUUGAUCCACCCUUCCCUGUCAAAACUACGAACGAACAAGAUAUCAUUGACUUAUUGAGUAUUACCUUAUCUACUCCAAUAUCCCCUCCUGCUCAAACCCCUCUCGAACCUACAUCUUCAUCUCAAAACGUACAUCAACAACAACAACCGUCAUUUCCUUCAAUGACACAAGAUCCCAAUUAUGCAUCCCAGGCAUAUCCACCUGUAAACCGAGAUCAACCUCCUUCUUUAAACAGUUAUGUGGUUCCUUGGGCACAACAACAGUCCCAGCCCCAGCCCCAGUUCCGACCUCAGCCUCAACCUCAGUUCCAGUCUCGACCCCAAAUCCAACCACCUCAGGGCUAUAUUCCUCCUCCAUGGGCGGCAACUCCUGGUUACUUGAACAGCAGCCAAAAUAACCAACCCAUGUCAAAUUCAUUUCCAGGUAAAUCAACAAGACCUAUGGUAGCUUUGAAUGGAGAACAGAUAGCGAGUACGAAUCCUGGGACCAGUUCCAGUUCUAGUUCAGGUGGACAGGUACCAUAUGUCCCCACAUAUAGAUUGUUUGAAGAUCUUAAUGUUCUAGGCAAUGCUGCUGAUGGGAAAUUUAAGGCGGGAUCAGCAGAUGGAUCAACUACUAGCAUGACAGGUGGUGCGUCUAACCAAGGUAUGGUUAGUUGGAGAAAAUGAUUUGGUUUGGUUGUUUGGUUUGGUUGGUGACUGUCUUUUACCUAUCUUUCUAUCUAUAGCUAGAUAGCGGUUGUCUUCUUCUUCUUCGUUUGUUUAGUGUAAGUUAAGCCAAGCAGCUGAGUUCUAUACUUGUCAAUAUUAUGGUAUGGGGUAUAUAUACAUAUUAUAUACAUGGUCACAUUUAACAUUUUCAUGGUUGCUGGUUUUGCUUAUUAUUAGAAUAUUUGCUUGACUUUAUUGAUAAUACUAUUGUGUAGCCUGCACAUUAUGAGUUUCAUAUAUGGUUGAGCAGUUGCAUUAAGGACAUGUUUGGAGAU